AUGCAUCGCUUUGGCCCACUGCUUAUGAAUCACUUGGACCAGCUCCUGGAGCUUGCCGAUUUCAGCAGCAGUGUUGAAGAAGAAUACCUUCAGAUUGCUGAGUGUCUUGAGAAGAUGCGCCAGCGAUGCUGCCAGCUGGAUUGUGAUCUGAAGAAGACAAGGCAACAGUUACGCCAAUCAGAAUCUGAGUGUUCUGUGCUGCAGGUGAAAUUGAAACAUGCCCAGAACCAAGUAGAGGUAGAAAUGAAGAAAAGACGUUGGGCAGAAGCUGAGCUGGAAAAGCAGGAAUGCAAAUUGCAGCUUAUCUAUAAAUUCCUCAUGGAGGAUCCACAGAUCAGUCCCCGCACUGAAGAUCAACAUGCAGACCUGGCCAUUGUUGAGAAGCUGCGUUUCAACCACAGUAGCCCACUGCCUAGAAAACAACCUUCCCAUAAGCAAUGCAAAAUCUGCCCUGGAAAGGGUAUACUAGCUGAUUUUGCACCUUCCAAGCCGCCUCGGGUGCCCCCCAUUGUGGUUCAGUGUGUGGCUCAAAUAGAGAAACGUGGCCUGCGAGAG
Messenger RNA from Protobothrops mucrosquamatus (brown spotted pit viper), 555 nucleotides. Its product is annotated as rac GTPase-activating protein 1-like. The transcript has 5 exons. The record is from RefSeq and is a predicted model, not a curated record. Lineage: Eukaryota; Metazoa; Chordata; Lepidosauria; Squamata; Viperidae. The annotation marks the transcript as partial.